Molecule: messenger RNA, 852 nt
Organism: Amoebophrya sp. A25
Lineage: Eukaryota; Dinophyceae; Syndiniales; Amoebophryaceae
Source: the annotation of a GenBank genome assembly
CAAGUUGAGGAUUUGGGUAAGAGAGGUACUGCUAGCUUGUCGCUACAACGUAGAACGUCCUCUACUUCUACGUGCGGCACAUGUUCAGGCGUAGUGGAGGGUGAAGGAAAAGAACGAAGGAGUCAUAGCAGGGAUACCAAGAAGAACUCUCCCAGAACUCCAUCAACAAGCACAACAAGUAGACCGGCCAGAACAAGUACAACAACUACUGCUAGACCACUAUUUUUCGAAGCACAACCAGGAUCAGGGCCACCAGUAUCUAGUACUUCCGUCUUGCACCUGCCGGAAAUGAAGUUUCUGUCAUUGACAGGCCAAACUUUUGCAGAUGUGAGCGAAAGGAGUAAACUAGGGAUCUUAGAUUCCUUCCGCGUCUGGCAGUCCUGGCGUCGCACGGUUCCACACGUCUUCAGUUAAGGCGAGUAGUAUGUCACUUUCACUAUCUGGAUCUGAUGUGGGUGUGUGUGUGAUGUGUUGUGUGUGUCUGUGUGUGUGUGUGUCUUUGACGAAGACGAGGCUCCUGAGUCGUGUAGAAGUGUUGGGCCUGAGUGGAUUUCAUUCCCUCUCGAUUUAUUAGAUUUUUUAGAAGGGUAUAAACCAUAACCGUAACUUCUACGGGGAAACAGAUGAGAGCAGGGCAACUCUUCACUGAAACACUCACUGUCACCAGCGACUUGAGGGGGUGUUCUUCUCAAGGCAAAAUUAUACACGGGGAGCUACAUGUUUUUUGCCACCACUCACUCAAUCACUACGGAUAGUGACUUUGACUACACUAGCGUUAAUCCAGAGAAAGACAUGUCUUAGACUUGUCCUUUUCUACGCCAGAGCAUUUGAUCGUCUAUGCAGUAGAAAAAC